Molecule: messenger RNA, 951 nt
Organism: Gopherus flavomarginatus (Mexican gopher tortoise)
Lineage: Eukaryota; Metazoa; Chordata; Testudines; Testudinidae
Product: olfactory receptor 1052-like
Exons: 1
Coding region: 1-951 (316 amino acids)
Biological process (GO): G protein-coupled receptor signaling pathway
Cellular component (GO): membrane
Molecular function (GO): olfactory receptor activity; G protein-coupled receptor activity
Source: RefSeq, a predicted model, not a curated record
AUGGUGAACCCAGAGCAAGUAAAUCAAACCGUUCUCAUGGAAUUCAUCCUGCGAGGAUUUGAGAAUCUCCCUGAACUACAGACUCUUCUCUUCCUGUUAUUUCUUGCCAUCUACAUUGCAACUGUAGCUGGGAAUGUCCUGAUCUUUGGCCUAGUUGUGGCUGAUCAGCACCUUCACACCCCCAUGUACUUCUUCCUGGGGAACUUGUCCUGCUUGGAGACCUGCUGCUCUUCCACCAUCCUUCCCAGGCUGCUGGCUGGCCUCCUGACAGGGGACAGGACCAUUUCAUUUAGUGCCUGCCUCACACAAUACUAUUUCUUUGGUUCUAUGGUGGCUACAGAAUGCCUUCUCCUGUCGGUGAUGUCUUAUGAUCGGUAUUUAGCGAUAUGCAAUCCGCUGCACUAUGCAGCUCAUAUGAGUGGCAGGGCCUGUCUCCAGCUUGCAGGUGGCUCUUGGAUAGGUGGUUUCCUAUGUUGUAGCAUAACAACAUUGUCAAUAUGUCAGUUAACAUUCUGUGGCCCUAACGUUAUUGAUCAUUUCUUUUGUGAUUUUAUCCCCCUUGUAAAGCUCUCCUGCAAUGACCCUCACCUGAUGGAAACAUUGGCUUUCACACUUAGCUUGUUUUUCUCACUGGUCCCAUUCCUAUUUAUUUUGAUGUCCUACAUCUUCAUUAUGACCACCAUCCUGAGAAUCCCAUCCACCACUGGGAGGCAAAAGGCUUUUUCCACCUGCUCCUCUCACCUCAUCGUGGUGACCAUUUACUUUACAACUCUGCUGAUUGCUUAUAUGUUCCCAACCACUGACAUCCUGAGCAACUUCAAGAAAGUUCUCUCUGUCUUCUAUGCGAUCGUGACUCCUCUGGUAAAUGCCCUCAUCUACAGCCUGAGAAACAAAGAGGUCCAAGAGGCCCUGAGGAAAGCUUGCAGGAUAUUCAUAUUUGGACCAUACUAA